AUGGAAGAUAGGUUGAGAGCUUGUGUUUGGACUUCAAGGGAGUUGGGUAUACCAUCUACCGUUGUUGGGGAUAAGGUGCACUUGGGUCCUGAGAUAGUUCAGGAGUCUAAUGAGAAGAUCACUACCAUUCGAGACAGGAUCCGUACUACACAGAGUAGACAGAAGAGUGAUGCUGAUUUGAAGAGAAGACCAGUGGAGUUUGAGUUGAGUGCUCAUGUGUUCUUGAAAGUCUCACCUAUGAAAGGUGUGGUGAGAUUUGGCAAGAAAGGGAAGUUGGCACCGAGAUAUGUUGGACCCUUUGAGAUUCUGGAUAGGGUUGGAAACUUGGCAUAUCUUCUUGCUUUAUCUGUUAGCAUGUCUGAAGUACACAAUGUCUUCCAUGUGUCUAUAUUGAGGGAGUAUAUUCAAGAUGAGUCCCACGUAAUUGAUCAUGGUACGAUUGAGGUAAACACGGAUGUAACCUUCGUGGUUGAACCUGUUCGUAUAUUGGAUAGGUCAACAAAACAGCUUCGUAGAAAGGAGGUUGAUCUUGUGAAGGUGAUGUGGAGUCAUCACGAUGAGGGUGAUGCAUCAUGGGAGUUGGAGUCUGACAUGAGGAAAAGGUAUCCUCAGCUAUUUGUCGACGAGUGUGCCUAA
Rosa rugosa (rugosa rose) is the source of this 636-nucleotide messenger RNA. RefSeq lists its product as uncharacterized. NCBI's taxonomy places the organism in Eukaryota, Viridiplantae, Streptophyta, Magnoliopsida, Rosales, Rosaceae. The record is from RefSeq and is a predicted model, not a curated record. The coding region runs from base 1 to 636 and encodes 211 amino acids. The transcript is spliced from 2 exons.